AAAACUUCAAAAGCACUCUCUCACCUCUUCGUUCGGAAGCAAACCAAAUCCUUUCGAAGUUUCUCUCUUCCAUCUUCUCUUCGACUCUUGCAUUGAAUUGAAUUCUUUACCAGAACUCUCUCUCUCUCUCUCUCUCUCUCUCCCUCUCUCAUUAUAGAUGGCAAUUUUUAAGGCGAAGAAGCGAGGGACGCUUGGAAUCUGGUACUGCAUUGUGGUGAUUUUGAUUUACGAGAGGAAGUGCGAUUCCGUGAGAUCUGACAAGGAAAUGAGGGAGAGGUUCUACGGGAACUUGUUGAACUCGUCCGCACCGGAUUCAAGCGACGGAAGCAUAGCCCAAAUGUUUGACCGGGUCCUCGAGAAGGAGUUCUCCGAGAAUGAUCAGCCUGAAGGAUCUGAUGCAAGCAGCUUCAAUAACAGUGUAGCCGAUCAACAAGCUGUACUGGAGACCGUAGCUAAAAUCACUCAUGAGAAGACCAAGAGAAAUGACACACAAGAAGGAAAUGGCACAAGGUCAUUCCAGUUCCAAGAUGUUUUUUCCAUAGAGAAUGAAGAUACUGAUGACAUGACUACCUUGAUUGACAAAAAGGACAAUGUCUUUGUGAUGUCAAACAAGAAAUCCAAAUAUCCAGUUCUUCAAGUAGAUUUGAGAUUGAUCUCAGACUUGGUGGUUGUCAUAGUUUCUGCUGCCAUUGGAGGAAUUGUUUUUUCCUGUUUGGGGCAACCGGUUAUUGUGGGCUAUCUUCUUGCCGGUUCGCUUAUUGGACCAGGGGGGCUGAAAUUCAUUAGCGAAAUGGUACAGGUUGAAACUUUUGCACAGUUUGGCGUUGUCUUUCUUCUUUUUGCUUUGGGGCUGGAGUUUUCUUUGACGAAGUUAAAAGUUGUCGGGCCUGUUGCUGUUCUUGGGGGGUUACUUCAGAUAAUCAUAUUUAUGUUCUUGUCUGGCAUAACUGCCAUGUUUUGUGGAGCAAAGUUGUCUGAGGGUGUAUUUGUUGGUUCAUUCUUAUCGAUGUCAUCAACAGCAGUGGUGGUAAAGUUUCUGGUAGAACGGAAUAGCAGUAAUGCUCUUCACGGUCAAGUUACGAUUGGGACACUUAUUUUUCAGGACUGUGCUGUUGGCUUACUAUUUGCCUUGCUCCCAGUUUUGGGGGGUAACAGUGGCCUUUUGCAGGGAAUGAUUUCAAUGGGAAAGCUGCUGCUGGUGUUGUCGUUAUAUCUCGCUGCUGCAUCUGUAUUAUCUUGGUCGUUUGUUCCUCGUUUUCUAAAACUGAUGAUGCAGCUAUCAUCCCAAACAAAUGAACUUUAUCAGCUUGCUGCUGUGGCUUUUUGCCUAUUAUCUGCCUGGUGCAGCGAUAAGUUAGGACUUAGUCUUGAGUUGGGUUCGUUUGUGGCUGGUGUUAUGAUAUCUAAUACUGAAUUUGCACAACAUACUUUAGACCAGGUUGAACCAAUUCGUAACUUAUUUGCAGCUCUUUUCCUUUCAAGUAUUGGAAUGCUCAUACAUGUACAUUUCCUAUGGAACCACGUUGAUAUAUUGCUAGCAUCUGUUAUUCUGGUUGUAGUCGUUAAGACAGCUGUUGGUGCUAUUGUUGCUAAGGCCUUUGGGUAUAGCAUGAGAACAUCAUUCCUUGUUGGUAUUUUGCUUGCUCAAAUUGGGGAAUUUGCUUUUGUUCUCCUAAGUCGUGCCUCAAAUCUUCAUCUUGUUGAGGGGAAGAUGUAUCUUCUUCUUAUUGGAACAACUGCUCUUAGUCUGGUAACAACUCCUCUCCUAUUUAAACUGAUACCUGCUGUAAUGAACUUGGGCGUUCUCAUGCACUGGUUCCCCUCCGAGAGCGACACACAGAAUGAGAUUCAGAUCACAAAGUUUAAAAGCUAUGGAGAAGCCAUUCUAUAGGUGCCAUCCUUUUUGUCUAUACGAGAUAAAAGGUAAAGCUUCCACGAUUGAAGUGCUUAACAGAUCAUUGUGACCUUCCACGUUGUUGUAGUCUGUAGUCAUAUGAUAUAUUGGUUCCACUGCCAAUUCCAUUUUUUGAGGUUUCAGCUGACUCGUGACUCGUGAGUAUAUUCAUUCCCCUGAAACUCAACUCAGAGUUGUAAUGUACAUAGGCAUUCAAUUUUGUAUGCUUAGUGUAUUAUAUAUAUAUAGGAAUUCUUUUAUGGCACUCUAUGACCUGAUUGAUAUCCAUAUUGCUGCUUUUACAAAGUCAGAUCAUGUAUAAUUCUGAUUAAUUAUGAUUUGUAUUGUAUAAGAUGUUGUAGAAAACCGAAGCAAAGAAACAGCUUUAAAAGCAUUUUAUGAGUUAAAUGAAAUAUAAUUAAUUUUUCUUA
Molecule: messenger RNA, 2325 nt
Organism: Corylus avellana
Lineage: Eukaryota; Viridiplantae; Streptophyta; Magnoliopsida; Fagales; Betulaceae
Gene: KEA5
Product: K+ efflux antiporter 5
Biological process (GO): proton transmembrane transport; potassium ion transmembrane transport
Cellular component (GO): membrane
Molecular function (GO): potassium:proton antiporter activity
Source: RefSeq, a predicted model, not a curated record